This is a messenger RNA of Cladocopium goreaui, 3099 nucleotides long. Lineage: Eukaryota; Dinophyceae; Suessiales; Symbiodiniaceae. The record is from the annotation of a GenBank genome assembly.
AUGGCCGCUAUGGAGAAGGAUGACAAGGAGUACCAAGAGAUUCUGUACGCCUUGUCCUCUUGCUGCCCAGCCAGUGCCAUGAAAUCAACAGACUCCACAACGAACCCAUACCCCAGGAGCUGCAACUACAUGUUUCGCAUGGAGGACUACGAGGCGCUGAAGCGAAGCAUCGACGGCAUCGUUGGGACGCUGAGUGGACAGCUGCAGUGUGAAGGAGUGCAAGAGAAGGAGUUUCUCCGUCCUGACUCACGAAGCCUUUGGUUUCUGCUUCUCCUUCUACCUUUACUGGUGCAUCAAAUCUGGCAACGAUGCUUGCUUUACGUGGCCCGGUCGAGCCCCGAGGCUCGGGCUCUCACAGCGGAAACAGAGUUGACUGCGACCAGUAGCGCUGAGAGAGCUGACAGCAGUGGCGGCGCUGCCACUGCGUCAGAUUCAGCUCCAAGGGCUUCCCAAACUCCAGCAGAGGCAGAUGUUGAAAGUGCCGGGUUCAAGGGCAAGAAGUGGGCCCCAGUGCGCACAGCGUACAUUAUCAACGGUGCCCGAAUGGAUGUGGACUACGGGAACCGCAGUUCCAUGCCGCCCAGCGCGCCCAAUGCGGCACGUCGGGGACGGUCCUUUGAAAGCGUCAACGACUUCCCGGAAACUGCCCUUGCGGCUUCGCCUGAGGAGACUCCAACGGACACCGUGCUGGGUGUCAUGAGUGUGGUCCACCCCGAGGAGCUGGUCCCAGCGGCACGGAAAUUCAGUUGCCAUGUCUUCGUGCCCCUGGCGCUCACGCUAGUGCUGCUGCCAGUGGUCAUCAUCAACAGCGGAUUGUUUUCUCAGGUCUCCAUGAGAAGUGCCAUCCUCACGCUGGUCUUGGCCCUCGCUGAAGCAGCCUUCGAAGAUGAUCAAGAAAUCCAGGUUAGCAUGAACAAGGUGUGGCCAUACUCAAAUCCAACAGAGACGUAUGAGUACUAUGACUUCCCGUUCUGCCACCCGAAGGUUGUGAUGCCUCACUUCAUGACCCUUGGUCAGGUCCUGCGAGGCGAUCGAUUAGUGAAUUCACUGUAUCCCAUGCAUAUGAAGCGGCAGGUCCCACGGACGGUGAUUUGCUCCAGGCCGGUCAGUGAAAUGGACAUCUUGAAAUUCAAGUCAGCGAUCGAUCAGAACUACAUGUUCGAGCUGUUCGUAGGAGAACUCCCCAUCGAUAGACCCUUCGGGGUCAAGUCGUCUAUGGGAGUCGAAGACAAUGACUCGCCAGAGAGAUACUUCCUGGUGAACUACUUGGAUUUCAUCAUUGGCUACAACGAAAGAGAGGUGGUGUCGGCGAAUGUCACCCGGGAGCUGAAUCUGGAGCACCUGGUAGACAUUACGGAGUGGAAAGAAGGAAUGGAGAUCCAAUUCUCCUAUUCUGUGCACUGGACGCCGCUGCCACACAUUCCUCCCUCGAUGGCAUUGGAGCUACAACUCAAGUCCACGAUGCCGCACGGGCAUUCGAAUAUGGACAUCCACUGGCUGGCCAUCAUCAAUUCCUUCGUGCUGAUGUUGCUGAUUCUGUCCCUUUUCCUGUUGAUCAUCAUCAGGGUAGUGCGAUCAGACCUCUCGCGAUAUCUGCAGAUUCCCGAUGAGGAACUGAAUGCUGUAGAGGAAGAGACAGGCUGGAAGCUUCUCCAUGCCGAUGUUUUUCGAGCGCCAAAGCAUCGGCUCUUCUUCUGCUCGGCGGUUGGGGCAGGCGCCCAGCUCACGAGUAUGAUGUUCAUGGUCGUCUUGGUGGGCUGCAUCGGUGCCUACUACCAGCGUGGGGCUGUCGCCUCUGCGGCGGUCAUCUCUUACAUGGUGACAGCUCUGCUUGGCGGCUUUGUCAGCGCCAAUUUGUACCAAAAGCUUGGGGGAGAGAAGUGGGCAUGGAAUAUCUUCAUCACCGCACUGUCUUUCAUGGGCCCAGCGUUCUUGAUCUGGUCCUUCCUCAAUACGGUGGCCAUUUUCUAUGGAUCCACCGCGGCCUUUCCCUUUCCGACCAUAUUGCUGAUGUUCGCCAUGUGGGCGUGCGUGACCUUUCCUCUCACCGUCUUGGGCGGCAUCAUUGGACGACACCGGUCCAUCAAGCAGGCUCAGGCAGAGGGCAGUCCUUUCCCGUGCAAGACCAACAAGCUUGCACGGGAAAUCCCAGCGUGCCGCUGGUACCAGAGCCCUGUGACCCAGAUGUUUGCCUCGGGCUUCUUGCCCUUCAGUGCGAUCUAUAUCGAGUUGCACUACAUCUUCAACUCGGUCUGGGGUCCACGGAUAUACUUCCUCUACGGCAUCUUGCUCUUGGCCUUCACCAUGCUAUUGUUGGUGGCAGGAACCGUCACAGUGCUAUUCACAUACUUCCACUUGAAUGCGGAGGACCACCGGUGGUGGUGGAGAGCCUUUGGCUCUGGAACAGCUGUGUCGGUGUUCUUCUACCUGUAUUGCAUCUAUUUCUUCCUGCAGACAGGGAUGACAGGUUUCCUACAGUGUUCCUUCUUCUUCCUCUACUCUUUGUUGGCUGCCCAUGGCAUUGCGCUGAUGCUGGGCUGUGUCGCUUUCUAUUGCACGUACUUCUUUGUGAUCUACAUUUAUUCGCGAAUCAAGGAAGGCCUUUUUGACAGCGAUCAUCAGCGAUCUUUUUUCGACCGCCGUAGCCAUCUCAUCCCCCAAAAAGAUCCGUUCCGCGCCAUGGAGGGAACGGUGACAGCACGGCGCGGGGCGGAAUCAGCAUCCGUGGUCGUGGCGGUGGAGCGGCUGACGCACAACGUGCUACGAUGCCUCAGCGACGUUGUGCAGAACCGGCCUGAGGUGCCAGGGGGACCCCUGGGGCUACGCAAAGGCUUGGGGGGAAGUAGCAAAACUGGAGAAAACUCUGGGAUUUUUAUGGAUUUUUCACUGAAAAAUCUUUUACCAACAAAAAAGGGUUAUGAUUUUUUACCGAGCAAAAGGGUGAUCUUGCUGGCGCAGGGAUUUACAAUAUAUGAUUUAAAGCCGAUAGAAAUUGGUGAUGCUUUUUACUCAUUGGGAUUUGACCGGCAAGAGCUUUGGUUUUCAUCAGCGAAAAUGGUGAGAAUUCAGCAACAUUCAGCAACAUUCAGGUGGAGGUAG